AUGAGCUCCGACGGAAAGACGCCCGAGAACCUCGCAGAUUUGCAGACCAAGAUGAGCAACUCGAGUGAGUCGCGUGGCAUGGCGGGAUUGGCGCAGCACCGUCGUAGUGCCGAGGCCACAGAAAGACGAAAGAUGAUACACGACCAGCACGUCAAGCCGGGCUUCUUUGGACAAGCCUUUCACAACAUCUUCGGCCGCCACGCCAAGUAG
Messenger RNA from Cordyceps fumosorosea ARSEF 2679, 210 nucleotides. RefSeq lists its product as hypothetical. The transcript has 3 exons. The record is from RefSeq and is a predicted model, not a curated record. NCBI's taxonomy places the organism in Eukaryota, Fungi, Ascomycota, Sordariomycetes, Hypocreales, Cordycipitaceae. Bases 1 to 210 code for a protein of 69 amino acids.